Molecule: messenger RNA, 5908 nt
Organism: Epinephelus moara (kelp grouper)
Lineage: Eukaryota; Metazoa; Chordata; Actinopteri; Perciformes; Serranidae
Product: zinc finger protein 135-like
Exons: 5
Coding region: 433-3369 (978 amino acids)
Biological process (GO): regulation of transcription by RNA polymerase II
Molecular function (GO): RNA polymerase II cis-regulatory region sequence-specific DNA binding; DNA-binding transcription factor activity
Source: RefSeq, a predicted model, not a curated record
CUCUUGCCCAUUUUGCAACACAAGUGCUUGGAUAAGGAUUGACUGAUCAGGGAGUCUAUCCCUCACACGCCUUGUGCGUGCUGACAAUAACCGAUAAAUGAUCAACAACAUUUUGUAGAGAGGGGGAUAAGUGCUGUCCCAUUCCUGUUUGUAGCAUCCGGAGCCCUUUCAGACUCUCACACUCACUCACUUACAGCUGACGUCAGUUAAGUCAGUGAGGGUUCAGGGCUUGAGUCUUUAGGGGCCGGAUUGGAAUUGGGCCAAAAUGUAUCUAUGGUCGGUCCUUAAAGAGGAUUUUACUUUGAAAUUAGUACCCCGGAAAUGAUCGUCGACGUGUUUCCGGCCUCAACAUCGGGAGCAGUUAGCAGAGAGAAACCGUUAGUUGCAUCAAAUAACGGUAGAAACACCGAUGACUUAGUUCGUUAAUCAGAGAUGGACCGACACCGGAAACAACUGGAAGUGGUUUUAAAACCGGAAGCGAAGCCGCGAGGUGAAGUUUUAGCUUCAGACGUCCAGGAAGUGAUGGUGGGUGCAGACGUCCAGCAGCUGUUGGUGGUUAAAGAAGAGGUUCUCCCUGAGCAGCAGGAGUGGAGCUCCAGUGUGGACCAGGAGGACCCAGAGCCCCCACACAUUAAAGAGGAAGAGGAGGAACUGUGGAGCAGUCAGGAGGGAGAGCAGCUUCAAGGGCUGGAGGAGGCUGAUAUCACCAAGUUCACAUUCACUCCUGUCCCUGUGAAGAGUGAAGAUGAUGAAGAGAAACCUCAGUCUGAGGGACACCACUGUGGAGGACCAGGACCAGGACCAGGACCAGACAGGAACUCACAUCCAGAACCAGAUUUAGAACCAAAUACUGAGGACGAGAAGCCUGACGAUUCUUUAGUAGCUGAAGUACGACCGGUGUCCAGAGACUCUUCUGAGGCUGAGACUGAUGACAGUGAUGAUUGGACGGAGACCAGAGAACCUCAGUCAGGUUCAAACUCUCUGAAAAACGAUAAAGUACCUGUCUGUGAUUCUAGACGUAGCGCUGUUGAGAAACCAUUGAUCUGUUCCAUUUGUGGUAAAACCUUUAAACGAAAACGAGACCUGGAGGAUCACAUGAGAACUCACACGGGAGAAAAACCCUUCAGCUGCUCAGAGUGUGGGAAACGAUUUGGCUUCAAGUCCCAAAUAAAGGAACACAUGAGAACGCACACGGGAGAGAAACCAUUCAGCUGCUCGGACUGCGGGAAAAGCUUUGGCUGUAAGGCGAACCUGAAGCGACAUGUCAUCACGCACACGGGGGAGAAAAACUUCAGCUGCUCAGUGUGUCAGAAGUCGUUCACGGAGAGUGGGAGUUUACAGAAACACCUGAGGAUCCACACCGGAGAGAAACCGUUCAGCUGCUCCGUUUGCGGGAAAAGUUUUAUACAAAAUGAAGUUCUGAAGACGCACAUGAGAACUCACACGGGAGAGAAACCCUUCAGCUGCUCAGUUUGUGGGAAAUGUUUCAUGCACAAGGCAAGUCUGACGAGUCACAUGGGGCAUCACGCUGGGGGCAAACGAUUCAGCUGUGGCGUCUGUAACCACAGGUUCACCUGGCUUUAUCAGCUCAGGAAUCAUCAGUUCUUCUCGUGUCAGACAUCACAGGAGAGCAAAGACGCGGAGCCUCCAGCCAGGAAGUCAGAUCCAGAUUUACAACUUGAUACUGAUGACAAGACUGGAGACUCUUUAGUUGCUGAAAUUGAAGUCAGUAUUGAUGACUGGAAGGAGACCGGAGAACAGUCAGGUUUAAACUCUCUGAGAAGUGAUGAAGUUUGUAACACUCGCUCUGAAUGUAUAGAUACAAUGUAUAAAGUCCAAAUGCUGAGAGCGUUGGUGAAGCAGCGACUAACUGCGGCUGCUGAAGAGAUAUUUGGGCUGUUUGAAAGAACGAUAGCAGAGUACGAGGAGCAACUUUGUCGCUCAAAAGAGGAGAACGAGCGACAACGGAAACUACUGGACGCUGUUUACAACCCUCAGCUCAGGUUACACAGAGCAGAGGUCCAGCAGCAGCUGUUGGUGGUUAAAGAAGAGGUUCCCCCUGAGCAGCAGGAGUGGAGCUCCAGUGUGGACCAGGAGGACCCAGAGCCCCCACACAUUAAAGAGGAAGAGGAGGAACUGUGGAGCAGUCAGGAGGGAGAGCAGCUUCAAGGGCUGGAGGAGGCUGAUAUCACCAAGUUCACAUUCACUCCUGUCCCUGUGAAGAGUGAAGAUGAUGAAGAGACACCUCAGUCUGAGGGACACCACUAUGGAGGACCAGGACCAGUGCCCAGAGACUCUGAUCCAGAUUUAGAACCAGAUACUGAGGACAAGAAGUCAGAUGAUUCUUUAGUCGCUGAGAUUGAAGUCAGUAUUGAUGACUGGAAGGAGACCAGAGAACCUCAAAAUGAUGAUGUCUCUGUCAGCGAUUUGAAAAGUAGCGCUGGUGAAAAACCAUUCAGCUGCUCUGACUGCGGGAAAAGAUUUGGUAAAAAAGCGAGUCUGAGGAAACACAUGAGCAUUCACACAGGAGAAACUUUCAACUGCUCAGUUUGUGACAAAACAUUCCCCCGCAAGGACUACUUAGUUUAUCACAUGCGCAGCCACACAGGAGAGAAACCAUACAGCUGCUCCGUCUGCAAGAAAGAUUUCACCCAGAGUGGAAAUUUACACGAACACAUGAGAAUCCACACGGGAGAGAAACCGUUUGGCUGCUCUGUGUGUGGCAAAGAAUUCACCGGAAGCGCGAAUCUGAGGAAACACAUCAGAACACACACAGGAGAGAAACCGUUCAGCUGCUCCCUCUGCGAGAAAUCUUUUGCCCAAAGUGGGAAUUUACAACUGCAUAUGAGAGUCCACACAGGAGAGAAACCCUUCAGCUGCUCCGUUUGCGGGAAAGGAUUUAUCGGAAGCGGGAAUCUGAGCAAUCACAUGAGAGUCCACACGGGAGAGAAACCAUUUGGCUGCUCGGUGUGCAGGAAAGAGUUCAUUGAUAGUAGAAAUCUGGGGAAACACAUGAGGAUUCACACGGGGGAGAAACCAUUCAACUGCUCUGUCUGUGAGAAGUCUUUUUCACAGAGUGGUAACUUACAGCUGCACAUGAGGAUUCACACUGGAGAGAAACCGUUCAACUGCUCAAUGUGCGGGAAGGAAUUCACAGGAAGUGGGAAUUUGAGGAAACACAUGAAAACGCAUAAGGGGGAGAAACCUGUUAGCUGCUCCGUGUGUGGAGAUACUUUAAAUGACGAUGUUGAAAGUCAUGAGUGUCCUUUGAAAAGCAGCGGCAGCAAAAUUGCGGGUUCGGAUGAAACUCUGGAGCCACAGACAGUUGAAACCGCUCUGGAAAUGUUUGAAAUGAGAUCAUCAGAGUAAGAAAGUUGUUUUUCUUCUGCUGUGAACAAACAGCGUUCAGUGUUGGGUGUUGGUUCACUCUGUGCAUGAAGGCAAAAAGAGAAAAAGGUGAAUGAUAGGAGCAAUUUAUGCAGAUGAAGUAAAUGUAAAUACACAAUUGGACACACAUUUCCAAUGGACACAACCGGAAUGACUCAAAAUACACAAAUUAUUUUUCCAAGAAAAUAUCAAUAAAUGUCUGAAAAAUCAUGUUUAAAUUUUUAAAAAAGUUGGUAAAUUGUCCAAAGAACAAAGUCCAAGAAAUGUUGAUGAAAAUGAUAUUAUAUUAAAUUGUCCCAUAAAGUGUUUUAAAAAACAUUUCCAAAAACAAAGUAAAUUAAAAAAAAAAAAAAAAGCUGUUGAUAAAAUAUUCAGAACACUUUAUUAAAAUUUCAGAAAAAUGUUAAUAGAAUAACCAAACACAGUUCUCAAAAGUAAAAAAAAGAUAAAAUGUCUAAAAGAUAAUAUUAAAUUGUCCAAUAACAAAUGAAAAAAAUUAUAAUAAAAUGUCUGAAAAAAAUGACAUGAGUAGUGCAAUUUCACGUCAAAUGCUUAUUUGCAAAAAUUGAAAAAUCUAAACUUCAGCAACAGAUUCAUAUUGUGAUCGUCAAUCAGCACUGGAUCCUCCAGGAACGUAUGACACCUUUUUGUAUCUUUUGGGCACUCACUUUCAUGCUUGUGUGAUGGGAGUUAAUCACACGUAUCAACCAAGUCAACAUAAAAUAUUCUAGUGUUCAAACUUGCGCGAGUAACAUGAUAUGAAUUUUCGUGCAUGAGACGCAUAGUGGUUAUUUUCAUAUUUUUCUAGUGUAUUCAUUAAAGUCCAUAUUUUGUUUUGUUCGUAACCUGAUGUUCUCAAGCUACGGCUUUUUUAUGCCUCCCUGUGCUGGCGAUAGCUGUGGCCGUAGGAAUUAUGUUUUCGGAUUGUCCGUACCUACGUAUGACCGUCCUGUGGUUGUGAAUGCGAUAUCUCAAGAACACUGUGAGGGAAUUUCUUCAGUUUGGCACAAACGUUCACAUAGACUCAAGGAUGAACUGAUUAGAUUUUGGUGGUCAUAUGUCAAAGGUCAAGGUCACUGUGACCUUGCGCCCAUCUCAUUGUUAUAAACACAAUCUCUCAAGAACACUGUGAGGGAAUUUCUUCAAAUUUGACACAGACGUCCACUUGGAAUGAAGACUAAACUGACUAAAUUUUGUGGUUGAAGGUCAAGGUCACUCUGACCUUGUGUCCAUCUCAUUCGUGUGAAUGUGGUCAAGGGAAUUUCUUCAAUUUGGCACAAACGUCCACUUUGACUCAACAAUGAACUGACUAGUUUUUGCUGAAUAGAUCAAAGGUCAAGGUCUUUGUGACCUUGUCUGCCUCAUUUUUGUGAACAUGAUAUCUCAAGAACACCUUUGAGGGAAUUUCUUCAAUUAGACACAAAUGUCCACUUGGACUGAGGAAUAGAUUGAUAAUUUCUUGCUUUAAACAUUAUUUGUACUGUUUUAAAUCGAACCAACUCCCAGAAUUUCAAUGAUAUGACUUUGAAACAGUGUGCUCGUGUGCUCCCUAUGUCUAACAUUAUAAGAUCUGGUAAGACGAGCGACAGUAAAUGACAUGUAGUGAUUUAUGGUCCAGUUUGUGUCUUGAUUUUCCCCUAACUGCGAUGCUCCUAAUGUCUGACAUUAUGUACGAUCCUAAUGGCUUUUUUUGUAAUGUAUAUAUUUUGUAAUAUGUAUAUAAAUUGCUAUUGUAGGUGUUACCCUCAGACCUCCACACAGUAAUUAAGAGAUAUAGUGAUUUAUGGUCCAGUAUGUGUCUUGAUUAAAUGUGACUUAUUUGAGGUUUUCAGCUGAUUUCGUGAUCCAUUAUCACUCCCAGAAAUUUAUUUUCACACAUUUAUCUAUAUUGACAUCAUCUUAAGUUGCACUUGCAUAGCAAUAUUUCAGUUUCCAAAUUUAGUGACAGUUUGUUUUUGUCAAAUCGUCUUUUCAGUUUAUUAUUUCUGUUGUGAUCUUUGUAGAAGCAUAAAAUAUUUUCAGUGUUUCCUGAUUUAUUAAACAGCAUUUAUGUUUUUUUUUACAGGAGACGAGUUGGUUGAAUCAAAAAAAGCAGCGAGUGUUUCCCAAACUUAAAUGACUUAAUAAAGAACUGCUUCAUUCACUCCAUAUAUGUCUCUGUUUUUCUCUGAUCACACCAUAGUGUGCCACAACAUGAAGGACAUUUGAACACAUCCUUUAACGACAUCUCCGUGACAUCUGACCAGUAGAUUCCCUGAGUGGUGGGAAAAGGGGGAGGCGUGUUUAAGCUGUGUGGAUGGACUUAUGUUUCUUAGUUUGGCUUAAGGGGAAGGAUAUACAACUUGAAAUGGUUUCAUGUCUUCUUUGUUUUAUUUAUAAUAAAAUCAGCAAACUUUUUUUAGAAAAAAAUUCGUCAAACCCACCGACAGGUUUGGGGGGCAUGUUUUCUUAGAAUAAUUUUGGCUUUUUUUUUUUUUUUUCUUUGAAAUGUUUUUCUGAGUUUCUCUCGCCAAUUUUGUGU